Molecule: messenger RNA, 434 nt
Organism: Schistocerca nitens (vagrant locust)
Lineage: Eukaryota; Metazoa; Arthropoda; Insecta; Orthoptera; Acrididae
Exons: 3
Coding region: 48-314 (88 amino acids)
Cellular component (GO): extracellular region
Molecular function (GO): hormone activity
Source: RefSeq, a predicted model, not a curated record
AUCGGCAUCUCGUCAACACUCCGCAGCCUCUCCAGCACAGCCCAAACAUGGUCGCAAGACUGUUUCUCACACUGACGGUGACGGCAUGGUGCUGCUACCUGGUGGCAUCCCAGGUGACCUUCUCCAGGGACUGGAGCCCUGGCAAACGCAAUCCUGAGCCCACUUGUGCCAAACAUGCUGCCUCCAUCUGCCAGAUCCUCGUGAACGAACUUCGUCAACUGGCAGCGUGUGAAGUGAAGUCACUGCUGCGAUACCACGCCGAAGAAGUGAAUGUUCCCCAAGAAAUUUACAUUGACGGAAAUGGUGGAAGAUAAGCUGUUCUCAUUUUAAAACGAAAAUAAAGUAAAUUGAAUUGUUUAAAAGAUGUGUAAAUAACUGACUGAAUUUUAAUUAUACUGUUUUUUCCUCAAUAAUAAUUUACAGGCAGAAAUAAA